AUGGCCGCCGCCGCCCUGCUCCGCCGCUCGCCGGCGGCGCGCGCGCUCCUCUCGCCGGCCCUCUCGUCCCGCCUCGUCGCGUCCAAGUCCCACUCCUCGUCCCCCGCGCCGCCGCCGGCGGCGGCGAAGGUCGCGUCCAACACGAAGACCUUCUCGAUCUACCGGUGGGACCCGGACUCGCCGUCGACGAAGCCGCACCUCAAGGACUACCAGGUGGACCUGUCCGACUGCGGGCCGAUGGUGCUGGACGCGCUGCUCAAGAUCAAGAACGAGCAGGACCCGUCGCUCACCUUCCGCCGCAGCUGCCGCGAGGGCAUCUGCGGGAGCUGCGCCAUGAACAUGGACGGCGACAACGGCCUCGCCUGCCUCACCAAGAUCUCCUCGGCGUCCUCGGCGUCCACGGUCUCGCCGCUGCCCCACAUGUUCGUCAUCAAGGACCUGGUGGUGGACAUGACCAACUUCUACAACCAGUACAAGAGCGUCGAGCCGUGGCUCAAGCGCAAGGACCCACCGCCGCAGCAGGGCAAGGAGAUCCCGCAGACCAAGGCCGAUCGUGCCAAGCUCGACGGCAUGUAUGAGUGCAUCCUGUGUGCCUGCUGCUCCACCUCCUGCCCGUCCUACUGGUGGAACCCCGAGGAGUACCUCGGCCCAGCCGCGCUGCUCCACGCCAACAGGCUUCCGCUGUGGGGGACGCUUAUCAAACCAAAACCCAACAUGUUCAUGCACCUUCAAGCUCGAGGAUAUCACGGGGUGUCAGAGAAGAGAAACCUGCGGGACCACAAACGUAGAUUGCUUGCAGAAAAAUAUGAGCUGAGGGGAAAGCUGUAUAAGGCUGUCUGUAGGGACCCUGAUCUUCCAUUGGAUAUGCGGGAGAAGUUCCGCUAUAAGUUGUCCAAGUUGCCAAGAAAUAGCUCCAUGACACGCCUUAGAAACCGCUGCAUUUUCACAGGCCGGUCUCGCGCUGUCUACAAGAAAUUUCGCAUGUCCCGUAUUGUGUUCCGCACAUUGGCAAACAAGGGUGAACUGACGGGCGUAAAGAAAGCAUCGUGGUGGAUACAGGACAGCCGUGACCAGUUCACCAAGGAGCGCCUGGACGCCAUCAAUGACGAGUUCAAGCUCUACCGCUGCCACACCAUCAAGAACUGCACGCAUGCCUGCCCCAAGGGCCUGAACCCGGCAAAGCAGAUCGACACGAUCAAGAAGCUCCAGUUGGACGCCUGA
Miscanthus lutarioriparius is the source of this 1221-nucleotide messenger RNA. Lineage: Eukaryota; Viridiplantae; Streptophyta; Magnoliopsida; Poales; Poaceae. The record is from the annotation of a GenBank genome assembly.